AUGGCCCAAAUUGCCCAGGCACGGCCAGCCGCAUCGGCUGCAUCCAGCCAGCGGCCCGCGCAGCCUGCGCAACCUGCAUCUGGGCAAAAGGCAGCUGAGGCUCGUUUGGCGAAUCUCCAUGAAGAACGAAAGCGGAAGAAAUUUUGGGACGACUUCCGGCGCCGGGAGGAGAGGUUUCAAAGAUGUCAGAGUUCUGGAAAGGACUACAAGGCAACGGCCCGCGACUUCUUCACCAGAUCCUUCAGCAAGGGCUUCAGACGCUCGAACUACGACACGUCUAGUGUCCGCCGGCGCAGAUGGCUGGGAAUGGUCAAGGAUUUGCCUUUGCCAAAGGCACUGGUGACUCUGCCCUCGAAGAAGGGCCUCUUCCACGCGAUCCAAGUGCUAACCGAUCAGCACUUGUUGUCAGCGCUCGUGGUGGAUGAUGACGGAAAACUCCUGGGUAUUUUAGAUACCUUGGACGUUGCGUCUCUUGUAGUCGACAUGGAGGCUGCAGGCAAGAAAUCGUUGACCGAUGAGCGCUUGGACAAGCUCAUGGGUCGCAGCACUCGAGCAAAGGUUGCCAGCUGUAGCGAGGAGGAUUCUCUGGAUCAGGUGGUGGAGUCCUUAAUUGGCCCUGGACGACGGGCCGUCGUGCUAAAGGAUGGAAAGCCACUGAGUAUCAUUACCCAAUCCACUGCCAUCAUGUUCCUCCACAGCAAAGCCAAAGAGUUUGAGGCUUUGAUGUCUUCGUAUAUGGCCAAGGACGUGUGUACAGAUGGGGUGAUCACCAUAGACGACCAGGCCACAGCCCUCACGGCCUUUCAAACCUUGGUGGCUCAAGGCGUGUCAAGCCUGACCAUCACCGAUGAAAGUGGCAAUGCCAUCACAGUGGUGUCAGCCACUGAUCUGGUGGUGGCUCUAGGGCACGAGCAAGACAAGUCUGCAAUUCUUUCAGAACUUCGGGAUCGCAACGUGGUUUUCUUUGUCGGUGACAGCCGGAAGCCCGAUAAGCGCUUCAGCCAUACAAGGGCGCCCAUCAUUUCGUGCGGCUCUGACUUACCGUUGAGUCAGGUCAUCGAAAAGUUUGCCACGACGCGGGUUCAUAGCACCUUGGGGAAAGGAUGGGUCUCCGGCGCUGGUCAAGGAAUGCUGGUGAUACCACAGGGAACUCGGAAACCAGAGGGUGUGGUCUCCUUGAUCGAUAUUUGUCAUGCUGUGCUGGGCAGCACAGACGGCUUCAAGCGUGGUUUAAGCCAUAGUCAUGGUCAGCCCGUGCCCGAACAGACUCUGAGAAGAGCCUUCCGUGAGAUUGACAUGGACCAGGACGGCUUGAUCAGCGUCCGCGAGUUGACCCGCGCCUUGCGACGCUGCGGAAUUCUGCAAGAUUGCGGCUACGACGCGGCAGGUCAGCUUUCAGCGGAUCAGUUCGUCCGCUUCUUCAGGGCCACGGAACAUCUCGUGUGGUCGGUGGAUGAUGAGUAUAACCCUGUGGAUUCGUGUUGCACUUAUUGCGGGAGGUUCUUGCUCUUCCUUCUGUUGAUCGCCAUUCUCGUGAUGGCUAUCAUCCUGCUCCGCAUCGAGAGUGGCACCGAAAUCUUCGUGGGUCUUCUCAUCGGUUUUUUGGCCACCAUUGGUGUCUUCGUUGCCGUGAUGUCUGGGCGCCUGGUGGAAGCAUGGGCGACAUUUUUGGUGCCAUUGGCAAUGCACCUGGCUUUACGAGCUCCAGACGUUGACCUUUCUUUCCGCCGUUCCAGGGACGGCGUGAUACGUUUCAAUGAUUGUGCAGGCCGCGAGUCCUUGCAGUGUUUCGAUGAGGAUGGCUUCUGCAUCUUCGAGUCAUUUUUGAGGCCGCAGCACUUGGAGGAGCUGCGAAGCUCCUUCGAUACGCGGCUACGUGAACUCCUGGCUGAUAAUGUGGAGGUGGAUUUGGGUGUCAACUGGGCCUGCCCUUCUGCCGAACCCUUCCUGCGCGUGCUUCAAGAUGAAAGGCUUCUGGACUUCUUGGUGGAGCUCUGCGGCUUGCCAUUGGUGGCCAUGCGCUUGGAGCUCUUCGAAAAGAGGCCGGGAUCGACGAAUCUCAUCCCUUGGCAUCAGGACACUUACACAACCCACGUGGGCUUUAGCUGGAGCCCCGCAGAGGCGGAGGCGGCGGCCAAGCCGCACCCGGUGACCUUGUGGGUGGCACUGGACACUGCAUCCUCUGAAUCUGGAGGUAUGGAGAUGGUCCCCGGACGGCACCGCGAACUGCUGGGCGCCGCUGUCCCGAAGGGAGCCAUCGUGGAUGCCGCAGCACAUGGCCACAGCGUUGAGUACAAGCUCUUACCGGGACAGGCGGGUGUUCAUCAUCCAUUGACACCUCACCGGUCUUUGGAGAAUCGAUCUGCCCACAGCAGGCGCGCCUUUCUGGUGCGUUUGGUGCCAUGGUCCGAGACCAUCCGGCAGCGUGUCACCGAAGAGGUACAGGAGCCUGUGUGGACCUCCCAGCCUUCGGGGAAAUAUAUCUGGAGGCCUGGAAAUCCUGCAGCCACUGCGCCUGAGAGAGCCUUAAAUCGACUCCUGGUAUGCUAUCCGCAGGAGUCAAAAAAAAACGAUGGCGUAAGGUGGGGAAAGCGACGGAAAACCUGGGGAAACCGCCAUGGAAAAUCUGGGUUGAAUGGGAUUGAUCCAUUUGAUUCAUGGGAUAUUCAUGGUGUGAAAUGGAGAAUGAAUCAGUUGAUAUGUGGAUUUAAAAGGGGAACAUGA
Cladocopium goreaui is the source of this 2724-nucleotide messenger RNA. The record is from the annotation of a GenBank genome assembly. Lineage: Eukaryota; Dinophyceae; Suessiales; Symbiodiniaceae.